Dimorphilus gyrociliatus is the source of this 1190-nucleotide messenger RNA. The record is from the annotation of a GenBank genome assembly. NCBI's taxonomy places the organism in Eukaryota, Metazoa, Annelida, Polychaeta, Dinophilidae.
CUUUUUCGGUGAAGUCAUAAGAAGUCUAGUGCGAUACUCUCCAGCGUGAUAAGAGGUGGACCAGUCUAUAUAAAUAUACCGCCAAAUACAGGCCAUAGCUGACAGGCUAGAACCGAAUUUUUAUUAUUUAUCCCAACUAGGUAGGCGAUUGAAGCAAGAAAAUGGCAUCAGAAAGGAAAUCAGAUGCGGAUAUAGAAAGUACAUUGGAAUCGUUGAUGAUCUCUGAAUCAGACAGUAAUCUUGAGGGAGAUCUUGAUCCCACUUCGAAUACGAUAAAUAAAUUAAGUGAAACUGAUAAAGACGUAGGUGGAAAUAAAGAAGAUGACAGCAGUGGAGAGCAGACGAAAACAUCAGUUAAGUCCAACGACACAAUUUGCACAGAAUGUAAUAUAUCGUUGUCUGGAAAAAAAUAUCUUAUGAGAAAUGAGAAUUCAUGUUGUGUCCAAUGUUACGAAAAACUCUAUUCCAACACCUGCGAAGCGUGUCAAAAAGUUAUUGGAACAGAAUUCAAGGAUGUUUGUUACGAAGACAAACACUGGCAUGAAAACUGUUUUAUUUGCUGCUGUUGUGAAAAAUCGCUUGUUAACGAGCCAUUUGCCACUAAAGAGAAUAGUUUGUAUUGCGCAAAUUGCUAUGAGGAACAAUUUGCGAUGAGAUGCGAUUCCUGCACUAAACCUCUAAGAGGAGGGAUGAAAAAGUUUGAAUAUGAUGGGAAGAAAUAUCACGAAGAGUGUUUUGUGUGUUUUUUAUGCUCAGAGCCCAUUGGGAGUAGGUCGUUUGUUCCGAGAGAGGGUAAUAUUACUUGUAUUGGUUGUUAUGAGGAGAAAUUUUCUCAGAAAUGUACAGCCUGCACAAAACCAAUUACUAAGGGAGGGGUUGGCUAUAAAGGAAAUCCCUAUCAUAAAGAUUGCUUUACUUGUACUGAAUGUAGUCUACCUCUUGCUGGAGAGAAAUUCGCUUCGAAAGAUGAACAGCCAUACUGCAUAAAUUGCUAUGCAAAACUAUUUUCAAAAACUUGCAGCCGUUGUUCAACGGCAAUUACAGGCUUAGAUGGAUCUAAGGCGGUGGUCUACGAAGACCGACACUGGCAUACUAACUGUUUCUCCUGCAGCAGCUGUUCAACUUCAUUGGUUGGUCAAGGCUUUGUACCUAGUGGAAGUGAUAUUUUAUGCGAAAAAUGCGCGCAAUAA